Saimiri boliviensis boliviensis (Bolivian squirrel monkey) is the source of this 5441-nucleotide messenger RNA. RefSeq names its product huntingtin interacting protein 1 (gene HIP1). The record is from RefSeq and is a predicted model, not a curated record. Gene Ontology annotation, cellular component: cortical actin cytoskeleton; clathrin-coated vesicle; presynapse. Gene Ontology annotation, molecular function: clathrin light chain binding; actin filament binding; phosphatidylinositol-3,4-bisphosphate binding. NCBI's taxonomy places the organism in Eukaryota, Metazoa, Chordata, Mammalia, Primates, Cebidae. Gene Ontology annotation, biological process: clathrin coat assembly; endocytosis; actin filament organization.
CGUGGGGAUCCCGUGGCGGCCGAGGGCUCCGGACUCGGCUCCUCGCGGCAACAUGGAUCGGAUGGCCAGCUCCAUGAAGCAGGUGCCCAACCCGCUGCCCAAGGUGCUGAGCCGGCGCGGGGUCGGCGCCGGGCUGGAGGCGGCGGAGCGCGAGAGCUUCGAGCGGACUCAGACUGUCAGCAUCAAUAAGGCCAUUAAUACGCAGGAAGUGGCUGUAAAGGAAAAACACGCCAGAACGUGCAUACUGGGCACCCACCAUGAGAAAGGGGCACAGACCUUUUGGUCUGUCGUCAACCGCCUGCCUCUGUCUAGCAACGCAGUGCUCUGCUGGAAGUUCUGCCACGUGUUCCACAAGCUCCUCCGAGAUGGACACCCGAACGUCCUGAAGGACUCUCUGAGAUACAGAAAUGAACUGAGUGACAUGAGCAGGAUGUGGGGCCACCUGAGUGAGGGGUAUGGCCAGCUGUGCAGCAUCUACCUGAAACUGCUGAGAACGAAGAUGGAGUACCACACCAAAAAUCCCAGGUUCCCAGGCAACCUGCAGAUGAGUGACCGCCAGCUGGAUGAGGCUGGAGAAAGUGACGUGAACAACUUUUUCCAGUUAACAGUGGAGAUGUUUGACUACCUGGAGUGUGAACUCAACCUCUUCCAAACGGUGUUCAACUCCCUGGACAUGUCCCGCUCUGUGUCCGUGACGACAGCAGGGCAGUGCCGCCUUGCCCCCCUGAUCCAGGUCAUAUUGGACUGCAGCCACCUUUAUGACUACACUGUCAAGCUUCUCUUCAAACUCCACUCCUGCCUCCCAGCUGACACCCUGCAAGGCCACCGGGACCGCUUCAUGGAGCAGUUUACAAAGCUGAAAGAUCUAUUCUACCGCUCCAGCAACCUGCAGUACUUCAAGCGGCUGAUUCAGAUCCCCCAGCUGCCCGAGAACCCGCCCAACUUCCUGCGAGCCUCAGCCCUAUCAGAACACAUCAGCCCCGUGGUGGUGAUCCCGGCGGAGGCCUCGUCCCCUGACAGCGAGCCAGUGCUGGAGAAGGAUGACCUCAUGGACAUGGACGCCUCUCAGCAGAAUUUAUUCGACAACAAGUUUGACGACAUCUUUGGCAGCUCAUUCAGCAGUGAUCCCUUCAAUUUCAACAGUCAAAACGGCGUGAACAAGGAUGAGAAGGACCACUUAAUUGAGCGACUGUACAGAGAGAUCAGCGGACUGAAGGCACAGCUAGAAAACAUGAAGACUGAGAGCCAGCGGGUCGUGCUGCAGCUGAAGGGCCGCAUCAGCGAGCUGGAGGCCGAGCUAGCCGAGCAGCAGCACCUGCGGCAGCAGGCGGCCGACGACUGCGAGUUCCUGCGGGCGGAACUGGACGAGCUCCGGAGGCAGCGGGAGGACACCGAGAAGGCUCAGCGGAGCUUGUCUGAGAUAGAAAGGAAAGCGCAGGCCAAUGAACAGCGGUAUAGCAAGCUAAAGGAGAAGUACAGCGAGCUGGUUCAGAACCACGCUGACCUGCUACGGAAGAAUGCAGAGGUGACCAAACAGGUGUCCAUGGCCAGACAAGCCCAGGUAGAUUUGGAACGAGAAAAAAAAGAGCUGGAGGAUUCGUUGGAGCGCAUUAGUGACCAGGGCCAGCGGAAGACUCAAGAACAGCUGGAAGUUCUAGAGAGCUUGAAGCAAGAACUUGCCACAAGCCAGCGGGAGCUCCAGAUUCUCCAAGGCAGCCUGGAAACGUCUGCCCAGUCAGAAGCAACCUGGGCAGCCCAGAUCACCGAGCUAGAGAACGAGCGGGACAGCCUGGUGAGUGGCGCAGCCCACAGGGAGGAGGAAUUAUCUGCUCUUCGGAAAGAACUGCAGGACACCCAGCUCAAACUGGCCAGCACAGAGGAAUCUAUGUGCCAGCUUGUGAAAGACCAACGAAAAAUGCUUCUGGUGGGGUCCAGGAAGGCUGCGGAGCAGGUGAUACAAGACGCCCUGAACCAGCUUGAAGAACCCCCUCUCAUCAGCUGUGCUGGGUCUGCAGAUCACCUCCUCUCUGCGGUCAUGUCCGUUUCCAGCUGCAUCGAGCAACUGGAGAAAAGCUGGAGCCAGUAUCUGGCCUGCCCAGAAGACAUCAGUGGACUUCUCCAUUCCAUAACCCUGCUGGCCCACUUGAGCAGCGACGCCAUCACUCACGGUGCCACCACCAGCCUCAGAGCCCCACCUGAGCCUGCUGACUCACUGACCGAGGCCUGUAAGCAGUACGGCAGGGAAACCCUCACCUACCUGGCCUCCCUGGAAGAAGAGGGAACCCUCGAGAAUGCUGACGGCACAGCCAUGAGGAACUGCCUGAGCAAGAUCAAGGCCAUCGGCGAGGAACUCCUGCCCAGGGGCCUGGACAUCAAGCAGGAAGAGCUGGGGGACCUGGUGGACAAGGAGAUGGCGGCCACUUCCGCUGCUAUUGAAAGCGCCACAGCCAGAAUAGAGGAGAUGCUCAGCAAAUCCCGAGCAGGAGACACGGGAGUCAAAUUGGAGGUGAACGAAAGGAUUCUUGGUAGCUGUACAGGCCUCAUGCAAGCUAUUCAGGUGCUGAUCGUGGCCUCUAAGGACCUCCAAAGAGAGAUUGUGGAGAGCGGCAGGGGUACAGCAUCCCCUAAAGAGUUUUAUGCCAAGAACUCUCGGUGGACAGAAGGACUCAUCUCAGCCUCCAAGGCUGUGGGCUGGGGAGCCACUGUCAUGGUGGAUGCAGCUGAUCUGGUGGUACAAGGCAGAGGGAAAUUUGAGGAGCUAAUGGUGUGUUCGCAUGAAAUUGCUGCUAGCACAGCCCAGCUUGUGGCUGCAUCCAAGGUGAAAGCUGAUAAGGACAGCCCCAACCUAGCCCAGCUGCAGCAGGCCUCUCGGGGUGUGAACCAGGCCACUGCCAGUGUCGUGGCCUCAACCAUCUCCGGCAAAUCACAGAUCGAGGAGACAGACAACAUGGACUUCUCAAGCAUGACGCUGACACAGAUCAAACGCCAAGAGAUGGAUUCCCAGGUUAGGGUGCUAGAGCUAGAAAAUGAAUUGCAGAAGGAGCGUCAAAAACUGGGAGAGCUUCGGAAAAAGCACUACGAGCUUGCUGGUGUUGCUGAGGGCUGGGAAGAAGGAACAGAAGCGUCUCCACCGACAUUGCAAGAAGCGGUAACCGAAAAAGAAUAGAGCCAAACCAACACGCCAUAUGUCAGUGUAAAUCCUUGUUACCCAUCUCUGUGUGUGUUAUUUCCCCAGCCACAGGCCAAAUCCUUGAAGUCCCAGGGGCAGCCACACCACUGCCACUACCCAGUGCCGAGGACCUGCAUGACUCUUCCAAAGACUCCCUCCAUAGCGACCCCCUUUCUGUUUGGGCCCAUGGUCAUCUCUGUUCUUUCCCCGCCCCCCUAAUUAGCAUCCAGGCUGGCCAGUGCUGCCCAUGAGCAAGCCAAGGUCCAAAGAGGGAUGGCAGGGGGCAGGGCCACUCAACAGAGAGGACCUCCAUCCAGUCCUGCUGACUGCUUGACCCCCACGCAAUGGGUAUCCUUAAGAGAGGGGCUGCUUGCUGUUUGUUGACAGCUUGGAGAGGGAAGAGCUUAUGCUUUUUCUUUUCUGUUUUCUUCUCAGUCUUUUCAGUUUCAUCAUUUACACAAACUUGUGAGCAUCAGAGGGCUGAUGGAUUCCAAACCAGGACACUACCCUGAAAUCUGCACAGUCAGAGGGACAGCAGGAGUGUCCUGGCUGCGAAUGCCAAGGCCAUUCUCCCCCUCUUUGGGCAGUGCCAUGGAUUUCCACUGCUUCUUAUGGUGGUGGGUUGGGUAUUUUGGUGGUUUUUUUCUUUUUAAGUUUCACUCACAUAGCCAACUCUCCCAAAGGGCACACCCCUGGGGCUGAGUCUCCGGGGCCCCCCACUGUGGCAGCUCCGGCGAUGGUGCUGCCCAGGCCUCUCCUUGGUGCUCCACCUCCGCCUCCACGCUGAGCAGGUGCUGGCCCACGCAGGCCACGCUUCAGGGUCAGGCGGAGCUGCUGAGUGACAGCUUUCCUCAAAAGGCAGAAGCAGAGCGAGUGCCUUUCCCUCCUAAAGCUGAACCCCGGCGGAAAGCCUCUGUCCACCUUCACAAGGGAGAGGAAAACAGAGAGAGGGACAAGAGGGUGCGCACGGCCCAGGUCUUCACAGGACACAUUUCUUAGGAGUUCCCGAGACCAGGCUCAAAAACCUUUAUCACGUGCUUGAACGGAGCUGGUGAGAUCAGCAACACUACUUCCCCCGGAAUGGACUGUGACUGGUCUGUGUCAUGUGGGCCAUCUCCAUUGGCCCAGAGAGGGAGCGUGGGAGCGAUCCCCAACUCCUUUCUGCAGAUGCCUGCCUUGGCAUCCUCUUGAUUCGGAAGAUCAUUCCACCUUCUACGCAAUUGACAAACCCGGAAGAUCAGGUGCAAUUGCUCCCAUCAGGAAAGAAUCCUAUACUUGGUUUGCUGCCCUUAGUGUUUAUUACUAACCUCCUUAAACAGCAACAGCCUAUGGAGAAAUGCUUGGAGCAGUCAGGACUUCAGGUGUGACUACGGCAAGGCUCAGCUUUCUGCCCGGCUACAUCAGCCUUCCAGAAUCAGAAGCAAGGCCAAGGUGCUGGACCGUUACCGACUCGGAUCCCACAGCAAGGAGAUCGUUUAGAGCUCUGGGGUCAGAGAAAAUGAGAAAGGAGGAAACCCGAGGCUCUAACUCCCAUCAGCCACAUGCCCCAGGCUCUCGCUGCCCUAUGGACAGGCUGAGGACAGGGGGCACAUGAACAGCUUGCUGGGGGUGGACAGCCCAAUGGCACUUUUCCUCUUCCAGAUGGACCCCAGCAUUUAAGUGACCUUCUGAUCUUGGAAAAAACAGCAUCUUCCUUCUUUAUCUAUAGCAAUUCAUUGGUGGAAGCCAUCAAGCACUUCCCAGGAUCUGCCCCAACGGAACACUGCUAGGUUUUGCUACAUGACGGGUUGUGAGACUUCUAUAUUUGAUCACUGUGAACCAACCCCCCUCUCCCUAACCCGCACCCUUCCCCAACUCCCUCUCUGUGAAUUUUCUAAGUGGGACAUUCAAAAAAUACUCUCCCAGGACCUCGGAUGACCAUACACAGACAUGUGACCUCCAUACUAGGCUAAGGAAGUAUCAGCAGUAGAAAUUGGGCAGUAUGAUGUUGAAUGCUGCUUUCUACUUCAUAUUUUUUUGUUUGAAGGCUCAGAAGGAAUGGUGCAUAAGCAUCCCUGUCCCAGCUGUGGCAACUAACCCAAUCAGUGUAUUCUUGAUGUGGGUCAAUAUUUCCAAAAGUGGCUAGUCCUCACUUCUAGAUCUCAGCCAUUCCAACUCAUAUGUUCCAAAUUAGCAAUGGGGCAAAAAUUCUAGUGUAUUGUAUCAAAUUAAGAUUCCCUGCCCAGCCAGGUGCAGUGGCUCAUGCCUGUAAUCCCAGCACUUUGGGAGGCCA